Colias croceus (clouded yellow) is the source of this 1899-nucleotide messenger RNA. RefSeq names its product glycine receptor subunit alpha-1 (gene alka). NCBI's taxonomy places the organism in Eukaryota, Metazoa, Arthropoda, Insecta, Lepidoptera, Pieridae. The record is from RefSeq and is a predicted model, not a curated record. Gene Ontology annotation, molecular function: extracellular ligand-gated monoatomic ion channel activity; transmembrane signaling receptor activity; neurotransmitter receptor activity. Bases 211 to 1620 code for a protein of 469 amino acids. The transcript has 12 exons. Gene Ontology annotation, biological process: nervous system process; regulation of membrane potential; chloride transmembrane transport. Gene Ontology annotation, cellular component: synapse; neuron projection; membrane.
AUUGCUAAUUAUACAAAUUUUAUAGUUUAAAUGAAAACUUUAGUUAUAAACGCUAUUAUAAGAUACAAGUAUUUAGUUCAGCUAAUAACCUUUGAAUAUUUUUUUUAUUUAAAAUUACAAAUAUUUAAUCAAUACGUGAGUCGUGACUAGUCAGAUAUCUGAGCGGCAUUGUAAUGUCCGCAACCGAGCCCGCCGCAUUCCCCACAGAAGAUGUUUAAAUGCAUUUGGAAGACUACAUUAUUCUUUUUAAUAUGGCUGUGCAAUGACGUGGCAUCCAAAAGGAACCAUACACUGAAACCACGAGUGGUGUUACCAGAGACUUAUGUUAAAGAAAUGAGGCCUCCAUCUCGAAAAGGCACACCAGUGACGGUGGAGUUCAGUAUAUAUGUGGUUGAUGUUAAUUCCAUUAAUGUGGAAGAUAUGGAUUUUAGAGUGGACAUGUUUAUCAGACAGACUUGGUUAGAGAGCAGACUGCAGCUCCCUGAUGACAUCUUCGAGGAGGGUGACGACCACGUGACGUUACCGCCCGAGUUCUUCGACAAUCUGUGGCACCCAGACCCUUACUUCCUUAACUCCAAAGUGACAGGAGGGGACUGUCACUUUUGUCAUCAGUCAGCUGAGAUUGCAGAGCUGACCCACAAGUUUUCAUCAGUGACUCUCUACAGGAACCAAACGGUGCGAUACGCAGCUCGAAUGCACGCUAUCAUCGCUUGCCAGAUGGAAUUUCAACUCUACCCCAUGGACAUACAGUCAUGUCCUAUUUAUAUAGAAAGCUUUUCAUAUAGCAAUCAAAAGGUGCGAUUCAAAUGGAGCGAAGCAGGGGUCACUAUUAACCCGGAACUCAAACUGCUGCAGUACCACAUCGGGGAACCGCUGAGGCUUGAAGAGACUAAUGGAUUGAUGAUUGAUAAAGAGGGAAAUUUCUCAAGACUAGUAGUGUACUUCAGGUUCGAGCGGCAAAUCGGUCACCAUCUCAUCCAGACCUUCGCGCCUUCGUCUCUUGUCGUCAUGCUCUCUUGGUUCAGCUUUUGGCUGGAUCUAGAUGCUGUGCCAGGUCGAGUGACCUUGCUGGUUACUUGUAUGUUGACGCUCGUCACCAUGUUCACGGGGUUGAGAGCGGAUAUACCACCAGUCGCGUAUGUUAAGGCACUUGACCUCUGGAUGGCUGGGUGUAUGAUGUUCGUAUUCUCCGCGCUCGGAGAGUUUGUGGUGGUCAAAGUUCUAGAUAAGCAGUACCAGAUGAAUAAAUCAAAAGCACAAGAAAACAUGCCCAGAAUCAUACCUGUGCGCAUCAACGGUGAGAAAGGUUCAUGUGGAACCGUAGCAGCUUGGGAGGGUUCAGGCGUUAGGUGUCGAAAGGUUGACUUGACGUCCCCCGCCUCUCCGCAAGGCGCAACCCCCACCGUCCACUCGCCCGCUGCGCCCACUCAUCUAGUUGGAGUGGAACGACGGCAGAGUAUAUUACAAGUCGCUUGGUUAGAUGCAGACACUGGUCAAGAAAGGGUGCUAUGGCGCGAAAUAGACAAGCUGUCACGAGUGGUGUUUCCCGCCUUAUUUCUUCUGUUCGUCACCAUGUACUGGCCAGUACUUCUACUGAAAACUAAAAGCUCUUCGUACUGAAUUUAUAAAGUUCAAAUCUGGCUUUGAUUGAAUUUAUAUUGCCAUUUGUCAACAUUUUUAUAGAAUGGUAGACUUAGGCGUAUUUCACAAAAUAAAUAAAUUAAUGCUGUGGACAUUCCAAAUGAUAGAUAGUAUGUAAUAUGAAUUUGAUGAUAAUUUGUUACUCGAAUGUUUUAUUACAGAUUUAAGAAAAUGAAUAGACGACUUUAAUUUUAACUUAUAUUAAUAAAAAUUGAUUAAAAUCAAAAUUCGUCCAAAUUGAAUGGAUAAACUAGAAUU